Messenger RNA from Fibroporia radiculosa, 4596 nucleotides. RefSeq lists its product as uncharacterized. The coding region runs from base 1 to 4596 and encodes 1531 amino acids. The transcript has 10 exons. The record is from RefSeq and is a predicted model, not a curated record. Lineage: Eukaryota; Fungi; Basidiomycota; Agaricomycetes; Polyporales; Fibroporiaceae.
AUGUCUGUCGCGCUGGAAGACCAAGGACAGGACGUCACCGUCCUGCAAGAUACCACUAACGCGGUCCACAUGACCAAAGACUUAGCGAUACCAGACGACAUCGCCGCGCUCGACAAGGGCAUCGCUGAUGUUCCGCUAGAGGAAGCGAUCAUCUUGAAUGGCGAUGCGCACGCAGAAGAUGAGGCGCAAGAGCCCGUCAACGAAGAAUCCGUAUCAGCUGGCGAGGCUGAUGCAUCACAUGAGGAGCCUCAAGCGGUAGUCGAGGAAGAAAUUGUAGAACAGGAGGACACGCCGCAGGCAGAGGCGCAAGAUGCUACUACGCAUGCUGCUGCGGACCCUGUGGUCAUCGAGGAAGUGGUCGAGGUUGAUGCGAGCGCGACGGACGCGUCUGAGGUCGACGAGCCAUCCGCAGUCGCUGAGGAAACGCCACUGGUUGAGGAGUCUUCGCAGUUGGAGGUUACAUCCGCCGACGAACCUCUCGGUUUAGAAGCGGCUGAGUCUGCUCCCGAUGCGCCUACCCAUGUGGAAUCAGUUGAGCCCAGAGCGGUGGAGUCCCCAGAACCUACCGAGACCAUCACAGUUGAAGCUGUGGUUAUCGAAGAGGCGGGGGUUGAACCACAAGUUGUGGCCGUUGGCACAAUAGAGCCAGAGGCCGAAUCGGAGGGUUUGGAAGAGGACGCUGGGAGCGCUGCACCCAUUGUCGUUGAAGAAUUCGCAGCAGAAGAAUCAGAAAUCCAUGCAGAGGAAGUAAUCGCUGAAGCCCCGCUCGCUCUGGAAGACGACCCCAUCGAGGACGAUGCGCAGACACCGGAAACGGUAGCUGUGAUUGUUGAGGAAGUUGUAUCGGAUAUCCCCACGGGAACAGUUAGUGAAGACGAGGAGGAACAGCCUACUGAGGCGGACAUUGCUGCUAUCGAGGAAGAAGCGGACGUCACUGCUGAGCCAGUGCCGACGGAAGUCGUUCUUGUCGAAGAUUCUGCUCCAGUCGAAGUUAUUGUCGAAGAUUCUGUUCCAGCUGAAGUUAUUGUCGAAGAAUCUGGACCCGUCGAUGUGAUCGUCGAAAGCGAAGAGGUUCCCGCAGAUAUUCCAGGUGACGAUGUCGAAACCGUGGAUGUUUCCUCCAUUGCUGUGGAUAUCCCGUCAACUGAAAAUGCCGUAGCACCUGAAGAAGUUUUCAUCGCAGAGAGUCCUGCGACUGGUGAGGAGACUGUGGAGUCGGAAGUUCCCUUGGAGGAGAUUGCAGUUUCAUCUGAAUCUGCCGACGUUUUGGACGAGUUGACCUCUGUAUCAGAGCCUACGCCGAGUGAGCCUGAAGUUGUUGUAGAAGAUUCGAUAUCGGUGGAGGUUCCGGCUGACUCGGAAGCUGCUGUCGAGGAGCCUGUCUCGGCUGAGGUUGAAUCUGAGCCCACUACAGACAUCUCGGCAGCUGCAAUGUCUGAAGCCGAAGUUGUUCAGCCACCUCAAGAAUUGUCCACUGCUGCAGCAGAAGCUGAGGUUGGCGACGUCGAGGUGGUACCUGAAUCAGAAAUUUCUUGCCAGGUUGAGAGUGACGCCACGGAGCCACCAUUAGGCGUGGUCGAAGAUGCUGCGGAGAUUAUUCCUCAAGAUACAAUUGCAGAAUUCGUUGAAAGUUCUGGUGAAGCCGAUGCUGAGACAUCAACUGUGGUAGUUGACACCGUAGAAGUAUCCGAGCCGGCUGAAUCUGAGCAGAUUCCUGUCCCUGCAGAAGAGAUCGCAAUCGUUGCCGCGGAGGCUUCCGAGGAUGAGGAGGAUACCACCGCGGAGCUCCAUGAGGUGGUUGACGAGUCGAUGAACACAACUGCAGCCGCUGAAGCUGAAGAGGCGGCUGUCGAGGAGACACCUGCAGAGGUUUUAAUACACGAGGAGCAACACGUGGAAGACGCCGUCACCGCUGACCAUGUGGUCGAACCAGAGGUCAUCAGUGCCGAAAACAUUGUUGAGGAAAUUGCAAUAGCCGAAGAAGAGACGGAUCUGGCUGCCGAGGAACCUGCGGUCAUUGAGGAGGUCGUGGCUGUGCAGAGCGAGAGCUCCCCCGCGGAGGAAGUUGAGGCGCCAGUUCCUGCAGACACAGAGACUAUCGAGCACGAAGUUCCAGCCCUUUCAGAAGCCUCUGUCACUCUAAUCAGUGAAGAUGUAGAGGAAGUAUCUGCGCCUCUAGUCGUUGCAGAGCCCUCGACGACAGACGAAGUAUCUGUGGACCUUGAUGCUGAGGUAGUCAAGCCUAUCCAAGUGGCCGGCGAAACCCCGGUAAUUGUUGUCGAGGCGAGCCAAUCCGAAGAUGAUGCAGUAGAACUGUCAGAGGAAGUGAAUGUAUCAGAAAAUGUACUCCCGGCUGGUGAGACUGAAGUAGAGCGACCGAAAUCGCCUUGGACUCCCUCCUACAGCGUCACGAGGCAGGGUCCUGGUGUGAACGCUGAAGCGGAAGACAACGAAAUAGCGGAUCUAGAGCAGCUGCCUGAACCCUCUGUACACGCGAGCACGUUCGUAGCUGAUUCACCUAGCGCCGCAAUCGUGACAGAAGAGGAAAUUGCCGAUGGAACCACUGUUGAAGAAGAUAUUGAAGAAACUAUUGUGCCCGCUGAAGAAGCUGCGUCGUCCGUGGUACAAGAGACCGUCGACGUAGUGGAUGUUGAAUCUAUUGUUGAACCAACGGUCGCAGACGUGGCGUCCGAAGUCCCCGCAGCGAUAGCCGAGACUAUAGAAGAAGAAUCUCCUGCUUCAUUGGACGAGCAAGAAGAACCCAUAACCGUUGACGACGUACAAGCAGCCGACGUAUCUAUCGAAACUCCGGUCAUUGUCGUAGAUGUCGAUGAGUCCGAGACUGGUAUCGAGGAAUCGUCAGCGGAGCUUGAUAUUUCAGAAGUAUCUAGUCCAAGUGGUGAAGCUGAGAUUGAGCGCCCCAAGUCUCCUUGGACUCCUUCAUAUAGUGUCACUGUGCAAGGUCCUGGAACGGACGAAGUUACGGCGGAGGAUCAGGAUGAGAUCGCAGAACUAGACCAGCUUCCUCCCCCUGCUGAGGCCAUUUCUGCAGAGUCGGCGAUAGAGGUGAUAGAGGCUCCCGUCGAAGAACCUAUUGAAAUACCUAUCAUCAGUACCGAGAUUGUUGAUGCUCCCGAAGAGGAACCCAUGGCAGCUUCUGAUGCAGCUCCACCUCAGGCCACCGAGAGCGACUCCACGCAGAUAGCUGUCGACAGCAUAGAUGCAUCUAAGCCUCAAUCCUGGGUUCGUUCGUACUCCGUGAGUUCGCAGGGUGCUAGUCCCCUGCCUUCGCCGAAGACAAUUGCUGUCAAUGAUGCUCAGUUGGAUGUUGUUGAGCCUAUAGGCGCACCCGAGGCCAGUUCUGAGACAAUCAACGUGACUGACGAGACGGUCGCUGAAAUCCAGGAACCUGAGCUGGAGGUUGACGCUAUUGCCUCUACUACUGAGACGGUGGCCAUUAUUGUCAUUGAAGAUCAAGACGCUCUACCCCAAGCAGAAGAGGGAGAAGUCCAUGCUCCCACUACCGAGUCUGAUACUGCGGAUAGCUCAAAAUCCUCUUGGAUCCCCUCGUACUCUGUCAAUUCACAAGGCGCUAGUCCAUUGCAAGGCCCGCAUCCCACAGAGGAUGCUGAUAUUGAGGAAUUAAAAGAUGUUUCGCUGGCAGGUGCCAGUGUCGCAGAGCCUAUCGACUCAAUUGUGGAAGCGCCUGUCUCCGCGUCGACCGAUAUUGACUCUAAUGUCAAAGUCGACAACGAAGUUGCGGAGGAGACUGCUCAACCUGAAAUUGUUCUUACAAGUGAAGCGGAAGAAAUCGUCGCCGAAGAUACACAGUCUUCCUUGGACGCGUCAGCCCCAGAGGUGCCGGAAAGACCUUGGACACCUUCAUAUUCAGUCACGAACCAAGGGAAGAGUCCGUUCAGUGGCCCUGUUGUUCUCGAAGAUGAGGAGGUCAAUCAGCUAGACACGCUACCCGCUCCUGUUGAAGUAACAGAACAGCCGCCACCAGUCGACGUGAUCGAAGAGAUAGCGCCUGAAGCAGUUCCCGAAGAAGAAAUAGCGCAGACAGAUAACAUGACUGUCACAGAAGAAUGUCAUGAACGCCCAUGGACGCCUUCAUAUUCUGUAACUGUCCAAGGUCCAGGUACUUCUACUGAAGCAGCAAAUGGUGAUAGUUCGGAGCCAACUGGUGUCUCUAACGGCAAUGGUCAGCCUCAAGCGUUCCCGACUAUCGAAAACAACGAUGUGUCGAGUCAGAAGGUUGUUACCAAGCCAAGCUUGCUCCGUUUGGCCCCCCUGGAUGAGAAUGCUCCAGUCGAUAUCAGCGGUGAUUCUGAGACUCAAACUGGCACCACAUCUCCGACAAAUGGACGCGCUCGACUAGAGUCUACCACGUCGUCGCGUUUCUUCCCUGGAGGCUGGUUUUCAAGUACUCAUAAACUACCUGAAGGUCGAACGUCGCACGAAUAUGCCUCUGGAGAGUUCUCCAAGAGUCCAACUAGCGCAACAGAAUCCCCUGCCCUCGAAGUGCCAACAAAUACGCCAAUCGACGGCGUCAUCGACGAGAAAAAGAGAUCUAAAUGGUGCAUCAUUAUGUAA